UUGGAAUACUUGGCAGGGACUGUAAAGCACAAUAGAAUCAGAUUGCUGUUUAUGUUUUCUAAAAUAAAAAUAUUUUACUAUAAAAAGUAAAUAAUUAAUAGAACUUUUUUUUUAAGAAUAUGUUCAAUUAAACGUACAAGAACUAAUAUAAGCAAAUUAACACUUAACCUAAAAAUGGACGAAACGAAUCAAGAAGCUCCAAGCGAAGAAAAAAUAGAAUUUAAAAAGCCCGUGCUCUUCGGUCGCAUCGGGAAACUACCCAAAAAGGUUAAAAGUGAGUCUGAAAAGCCUCCAGAAGUUAAACGCAUUGAAGAACCUGCAGAAAACAGUUCAGAAUCGAGUUCUAAAAGUAGUUUACCGCCAGCGGUACUUUUAAAGGAAAUUUCGAGUCCUAUUCCAUAUAAGGAACCUAAAUGGUCAGGGGUUUGUCCUGAUGGAGCGGAUUAUUCUCUAGAAGUGCUAAAGUCAGGCAUGAUUGUGGAGCGAGUGGAGCUUACAGGCAAGCCAUACCAUGUUUUCGGGAGAUUUGCUAACAGCGAUGUUGUAAUGGCACAUCCUACUAUAUCACGGCACCAUGCAGUCCUCCAGUAUAAAGCGUUUGCUGAGGAUGGGGAGCAGCCGUGCGGCUGGUACAUGAUAGACCUGGGCAGCACUCACGGCACCUACCUCAAUAAGGAGAAGCUGAAGCCGAACCAUUACACCAGGGUCAGAGUCGGACAUCAGAUCAAGUUUGGGAAUAGCACAAGAACUUAUAUAGUGGUGGGCCCUGACUUUGACUGCGAAGGAGAAUCAGAAUUGUCGGUAACAGAAAUCAAGAAGAAAGCGGAAGAUAUGAAGGCAGAGCGAGAGAGGAUGAUACGGGAGGCCUUUGAACAGAGGGAGAAGGACAGAGUUGAGCAGGAGAAGAAGAGAGAAGAACAGGGAAUAGACUGGGGGAUGGGUGAGGACGCGGAAGAGGAACCAGACCUUCUGGAGAACCCUUACGCGGAGACCGGCAACGAGGAGUUGUUCCUCCAGGAUCCCAAGAAGACGCUGCGCGGCUACUGCGAGCGCGAGGGGCACGAGCUCAACUACGACUGUGAGGAGAGAGGUGUGGGGCAGUUCAUAUGCAGAGUAGAGUUACCUCUAGAUGACGCUAGAGGGAGGCCGGUGGUCGCGGAGGUCAUCCACAGAGGGAAGAAGAAGGAGGCCGUGAUCGCGUGCGCGCUGGAGGCCUGCAGGAUACUGGACCGGGCCGGGCUGCUGCGCCAGUCCAAACAUGAAUCCCGUCGUCGCAAGGAGCGCGACUGGUCAGCGGACGACUACUACGACUCGGACGACGACACGUUCCUCGACCGCACCGGCAGCGUCGAGAGGAAGCGAGAGCGACGCAUGCAGCGACACGGCGCGGCGGACAAGGACAGCGAUAAGCCACGGACUUAUGAUGACCUGUUAAAAGAAAUAUCUACCAUCGAGACCAAGAUAUCGUCUGAAGAGAAGACUCUGGAAACCCUCAGGUCCUCAGCAGCCAAGAGUAAGCAGGAGGCAGAGGAUGUGGAUGAACUGGACCAGUACAUGAAUAGUCUAAAACAAGGACCCAGCAUGGCGGAGAAGGCAGAAAUAUCCAAGACUAAGAUGAGUAUCCAGAAGCUGAAGCAGCAGCUCGCCAAGACGCAGCGCCUGGCGGAGCUGGCGCGGCCCGCACACCUCCCGCCCCUCAUCCGGCAGGCGGACAGCCGCCACAUCAAGCAGGCCGCUAACUCUGUACUCUACGGGAAGAGAAUACGACUAAAAGAAGACGCUGAAAAACGACCAAAAAUAAAAAAAAUAGUAAAACAAGAAGAAACGGAAUUUGUUGAAGAAGUAGACUCAGAUGAUGAAGACCCGAACAGUAAUGAAACAAACAUCAACAGCGACACUUCCAAAGACAUUCAAGAUAUCAAAGAAGGAAUUAAGCAAAAGCAAGAAGAGAUCAAGGAAGAAAAAGAAGCAAAAAUGUACGGACCAAUGAGGCCGCCUGAAAACUAUGUGAUACCUGAAAACUAUUUUGAUCAAGAGAGCGACCGAGACUUACCUGAAAUUAUGGAGAAAGAGUAGUUUAAGUUAUGAUUAAAUAAAUUGUUUUUAUAGAAGUUA
Molecule: messenger RNA, 2115 nt
Organism: Trichoplusia ni (cabbage looper)
Lineage: Eukaryota; Metazoa; Arthropoda; Insecta; Lepidoptera; Noctuidae
Product: kanadaptin
Exons: 10
Coding region: 175-2076 (633 amino acids)
Molecular function (GO): mRNA binding; protein binding
Source: RefSeq, a predicted model, not a curated record